Prunus armeniaca (apricot) is the source of this 183-nucleotide messenger RNA. Lineage: Eukaryota; Viridiplantae; Streptophyta; Magnoliopsida; Rosales; Rosaceae. The record is from the annotation of a GenBank genome assembly.
AUGCACAAAGUGCCGGAGGAUGUCUUGAACCGUGGGUCUCAGUGGCCUCCAAAAUGGCCAUUAAGGUUGGAAAAACCACCAUACUGGUUAAAGUCUCAGCCUGAUGUUGAUGGAAAAUCUGCCCCAGAGGAUUUCAUUUCUGACUACAAGCAUUGGAAAAAGUUGUUUCCGAGACAUAUUUGA